AUGGAGCUACCAGUACCAUGGAGUUCUCUCAUCGGCGUGGCGCUGUUCCUUGUAGCCGUGCUCCUUCGCCGGCGGCGGUCCAGCUCCAGCAAGUACAUGCUGCCGCCGGGCCCUCGGCCAUGGCCGGUGAUCGGCAACCUGAACCUGAUCGGGCCACUCCCGCACCGCUCAAUGCACGAGCUCUCCACGCGGUACGGGCCACUCAUGUCGCUGCGGUUCGGCUCCUACCCCGUCGUCGUCGGCUCAUCCGUCGACAUGGCGAAAUUCUUCCUCAAGACCCACGACCUGGCGUUCCUCGACCGCCCCGCCGUGGCCUCGGCUAGGCACAUCCUCUACAACGGUUCCGACGUGCUGUGGGCGCCGUACGGUCCGUACUGGCGCCAGGGGCGCAAGCUGUACCAGAACGAGCUCCUCAGCGCGAGCCGGAUCAAAUCGACAGAGCAUAUCCGCAUCGAGGAGGUGCGCUGCAUGCUGCAGGAUGUGUCGGCGGCCGCGUCCCGCGACGGAGGCGCGGUGGUGCGGCUCAGGACCACCCUCUCCAUGGCGAGGUUCAACGUGGUCUCGCGCAUGGCGCUAGGCAGGAAGUACAUCUUCGACGGCGCCGGCUCGCUGAUGCCGCCGGAGGCGUUCCGGUGGAUGAUCCAGGAGUUCUUCUUCCUCAACGGCGUGGUGAACGUCGGGGACGUGAUCCCGUGGCUCAGCUUUCUGGACCUGCAGGGGUACAUCAAGAGGAUGAAGAGACUGAGCAAAAUGAUCGACCCGUUGCUCGAGCACGUCCUGGUCGAGCACAGUGAGCGGCGACGGCGACAGGGCGAGGGCUUUGUGCCGAGGGACAUGGUGGACCGGCUGCUACAGCUGGCUGACGAUGCCAACCUGGAGGCUCCCAUCGAGCGGGAUGGCAUCAAGGCAUUCAUUCUGGACAUCAUCGCCGCUGGCGCGGAUACCUCAGCGGUCGCCACCGAGUGGGCUCUCUCGGAGCUUCUAAGGAAUCCCGAGGCCAUGGCCAAGGCCACGGGCGAGCUGGACCGUGUCGUCGGCGGUGGCAGGCUGGUCACGGAGGAGGACAUCCCGCGCCUCCCGUACCUGGAUGCUGUGGUGAAGGAGACCUUGCGCGUGCACCCGGUCGCGCCGCUGCUCGCGCCCCGGCUGUCCCGCGAGGACACCUCCGUGGGCGCCUACGAUAUCCCGGCCGGCACCCGCGUGUUCGUUAACGUCUGGGCCAUUGCCCGCGACCCUGCUCUGUGGGGGGACGCCUCGGAGGAGUUCCGGCCGGAGCGCUUCGUCGGGAGCGGAGUGGACGUGAAGGGCCACGACUUGGAGUUCCUGCCGUUUGGGUCCGGCCGCCGGAUGUGCCCGGGCCUCGGCCUCGGGAUGAAGAUGGUGCAGCUGAUGCUAGCAAACCUUCUUCAAGCCUUUGCAUGGAGGCUCCCCGACGGCGUGGGUGUGGACGACCUGAGCAUGGAGGAGAAAUUCGGGCUGUCCAUGCCGCGAAUGGUCCCGCUUGAGGCCGUACCUGAGCCCAAGCUCCCUGCUCACUUGUACGAUGGGCCAUGUCCAUGA
Miscanthus lutarioriparius is the source of this 1560-nucleotide messenger RNA. The record is from the annotation of a GenBank genome assembly. Lineage: Eukaryota; Viridiplantae; Streptophyta; Magnoliopsida; Poales; Poaceae.